This is a messenger RNA of Fonsecaea erecta, 567 nucleotides long. RefSeq names its product golgi apparatus membrane protein TVP23. NCBI's taxonomy places the organism in Eukaryota, Fungi, Ascomycota, Eurotiomycetes, Chaetothyriales, Herpotrichiellaceae. Gene Ontology annotation, biological process: vesicle-mediated transport; protein secretion. The transcript is spliced from 3 exons. The record is from RefSeq and is a predicted model, not a curated record. Gene Ontology annotation, cellular component: Golgi membrane. Bases 1 to 567 code for a protein of 188 amino acids.
AUGGCAGAUGAGCCUGGCUCCCUCAACUGGCGCCUCAGUGCCCAUCCCAUCACUCUCCUCACAUAUCUAGGCUUCCGAAUAGGGAGUCUCCUCAUGUAUCUCUUCGGCGUGCUCUUCAUUCGCAACUUUGUUCUCGUCUUCAUCCUCACCCUCCUCCUGCUGUCCAUCGACUUCUACUACCUCAAGAACAUCGCUGGCCGCCGUCUUGUGGGGCUUCGCUGGUGGAAUGAAGUCAACACCGCUACGGGCGACUCGCACUGGGUCUUUGAGUCGGCCGCGGGGACGGGCAGGGCAGAGAACAAGACGGACAAGAGAUUCUUCUGGUUGAGCAUGUAUAUUGUGCCGGCAUUGUGGGUGGGACUGGCGAUUCUCGCACUGGUGAGGUUGCAAAAUCUCAUCUGGCUGGUGACGGUUGUGAUCGCAUUGAUCCUCACAGUCACCAACACGGUUGCCUUCUCGCGCUGCGACAAGUUCAGCCAAGCGUCGAGUUUCGCCGGGUCAGCUUUCUCGGGCUCCGGACUUGCCAGAAGUCUUGCGAGCAACGUGAUGGGACGAUUUUUCAAGUGA